ACACAAGGAUAAUGCGCAACUCCGGCAGGACGAGAGUGUGAAAGUAAAGCGGGGGUAAGUGAAGACGUUGAACUCACGGUGUCUCGUGUUACUGUGUCACUACUGAUGUAGGAACGAAUGAAUGAAACUCUAUCCACGAACGUAUCGACGUCUUCCGCGUUGGCGAAUGGAUCCGGAAUGAGACACGGAAAACGAAAUCGAGGUCUGCCCUAAACGCAAGAAAUACAGCUGAGAAACACCGAGCGAUCCCAAUCUGGAUUUGUUCUCUGCGCUUUAUUCCUGCACUUUCUGUACUUAUGGCAAUCACUCCAUAGGAUUUUUCCCUUACUCCGGAUCCUUUCUCCUACUGGAACAGCUGUCUCUCUGUGUAAAGUGAUAUUCAUUUCUCGCGCACUGCACGUUUAUGACAUGUUCGUUAUAUAUUUAUCGUGUGAUUGUAUAUAGAGAGUAAAAAAACAAGCAAAAGAGCAUUCAAUGACAUUUUAUCUCACCCAUAUGCUUGAGAAUGAAAAUGAAUAUGCAGGAGAUUACAGAGAACAUCAUGAAUCAUAACAAUGUACGACACUAAAAUAGAAGAUGAACUUGUGCAGUAACGACAAUAACUGCUUAUAGCGGACGAUGAGUAAUAGACAUCGGAGGCUGAUAAGACGCACUUGUUCGAGAUACAUGAUCAGCAGGAUCUGGGGUCGACUCCAACAAACAGGAGAAUUGAAGAGGAAUGUGCAUGAGUUAUCGUGCAUGAUUCGUGUAUCGUCAAGAAAUUAUUGUGAGCCGGCGAUAGAUUUCUGAACUCGCUACAGAGUAACUCUCUGAUGCACUUCUGGAUCAACAAACCGGCGGGCAGGUAUUACGGCUUCACCGGCCGCCGAUACCCCGUCACACCUGUGCCAAAAUCACACAACCAAUGUCGGCGCGGUGGCGAACUUAGUCAAAUGGCGUCCCCAGUGCAUUUCCGACUCACUCAGGUCAGGUACCAUGAUAACCUUGCAACCCGAAACUUAUCACCAGCCGGUCCUAGUAAUAUCAAUAACCCUCAUCGAGGCAUCGCUCGCUCGACCGCGCGAAUCCAUAACAACCGUCAUCACAAUUCGUCAUCACUCAGCGCUGCCCAGCUGAACAACAUCCCCAACAAUGUCACCAACGCCAACAACAAUCAGCUGAUUCUAUCGAAUACGACUAGCGCGAAUGGUACAGAACAGAAUAGAAGUCUGCUAACGGGGAACGUUUUUGACUUACGGGAGGCCGAACUGGCCGGCUUUCGGCUGCGUUGUGGUAUCUGGUCCACCUUUGCUCUAGCAACAGUUUUUGUGGCGGCCGCAAAAUUCUACUUUGGUUAUCGGCAGGGUCCUGGCUUGGAGAUACUCGUGUUUUGCGGAUUACUAAUAUUGCUGUUGUCUGCCUGUUUAUACUCGAUCUUCUGCAAGUACAAUCGUGACAGAAAUUACCAUCCUAGCAGUCGGUCGGAGCAUAACGCUCAGAUGCAGGAAGAUCAUAUCGUCGCUGUGACGAACGCGUCUAGCAUCGGUGACAGUGUUGUUAAUACAACGACGACAACAGUGCCGACGACGACGGUGAGGCAAAACCCACCUCCUCCUUAUCACAUCGCUAUUUUAAUACCGCCGUCAUCGCCGCCGUCAUCGCCGCCACUCGUAUCCUCGGAGGAAGCGUCGCCACCUUCGUACGACAAGGCAUGCGAUGAAAUCCGACGACCCGACAUAAAAUUUAACUAGAACAGCUCUCGUUUAAGAAUUCUUCCUUCGAUAUUUUUGUGUCCGCUACACAAGGCAGCACAAAUCAAUUCUCUAGAUUUAAGCAACCAUUCACGUCUGUGAUAAGUGCGCAAUGAUAAUGACACAUCGACAACACAUUGGGGGUUCAGUUCGGGAAAAGAAAAGAUUCACGCGGCAAUAUUUUUUAGUGGGCAUUACAGAGAAAGCCGCGCUCCGCCAAUGAAUUUCCGUUUGGUGCGGGUAUAAAAUAUAUUCUAAUCUUUUUACUAUACUUUAUACUAUACUUUACUAUGAAACUGUGUGAUAUAUAUUUAACUUAGGUUUAGCCACAAUGCAGCGCGUUGCUGGAUGUUUGGUCUCGAUCCAUUCGUUUAUUCUUCCGGUUAGGACUUCCACGAAGAUAAUCGCUCACAUUCGAGUUUUCUUCGAUAUACAUAAUUCCAAGAAUUCACUAAAUUAUGUUCGAUUACGUAAUUGUCUACAUGAUCUUAUAGAAUGAUAUACAAAAAUGACUCUUGUUACAUAUACAUACAUAUAUAUGCUUAGAGGCAUAUAAAAGAAAAUAAACACACGAAUUCAAAUAUGCAAUUCGAGCCUGAGUGUGUCAAAUUUGCAAAACGUAUGCGUAGUUCAGUCGCCACUUACAAUAAGCUGAUAAUUGGAAGUGUGCGUUUGGCGCACAAUUUUAGUUAUUGAGUAAAUAUAACUUGUUCAGUCCAUCAAACACACUCAUUACGUUGAGUGCUUUGCGACAUAGAAACACGCAACAUUUCACGCUAAUCUGUAAUAUGGAUAUGUUAACGAACUACGAGUUGUGCGAAAUGUAACACGAUUUUUUUUUCCUCCAUGAAUGCAUUUAUGAGAAGAUGAGAAAGAGAGAAAAAACGUGUGUAUAUGUGCUUGUAAAUGAUUGUUUAUGUCAUAACUCGGUAUAUUUAAGAACAGCUACAUAUAAUACAUGAUGUGAGAACAUCCCGUUUGGAUGUUCUUCGUAAUUGUAAAUCGCAAGUGUACUGUAAUGUACAAAACUCAUUGUCAUUUUUAACUGCAAUCUUACAAUCCCAUUUUUAUUUAAAAGAUAAAAAAGCAAAAUUUAAAUUCCUCUUUUCUAAAAUUUAUGAUAAAAUCAAAGAAAAAAAACGAUUGCGAAUUUUAUAUAUUUUAUAUAUUUUUUUUCUCUCCAUGCGAUAAAUUAUUCAUUCGUUCAAAAAAAAGGUAUUGCUAAGCGAAAAUUUAAAAAAUAUAAAAAUUGGAGAGAGAAUAUGAAUUUUGCUUGUAUACUUUAUUGGUUUAUUUCUUUAUCUUAAGGAACCUACGUAUACAUUCAUUUUAGAUCAUAGAAAAUCUAAGAAAGUGCAGUCUAAGACGAGCAAAAGAAUGUAGGUUUUCCUAUAUCAAGUCAUAAUUUAAUAAAAUCACAAUCGAUUUGCUGCGCGCCGAUGUUUCGUUUAUAAAAAGCAUUUUCAUCGAAUCCUUUUUUCUUUACAUUCUUAAUAAAUGAAUUUGCAUACACGAAUAACAAAAAAAGAAAGGCCGCAUGUUGCGAUAAGUGUAAUAAAAACGAACCCGGAAUUUUUAUUAUACAGAUCUAAUUUUCGCGAAAAUGCGAAAUAGUUUCCAAAAUAAGCAUUUAAGUGUUUAAUUUACAGCUGUUUACGAAAUAUACAACAGGUGCAAAAGCGAAUAAAAUCAUUAUUUUGAAAAGCACAGCUACACAUAUUGCGAAAAAUGAAUUGUCUAGAUUUAAUAACGAUAAUCAUUCUACGAUAUCGCCGGUCUUAAUGAAACAAUUAUCGAAUGUUUUUGUCUUUUUUUGAGAAUAUAAUUAUAUACCUAAUUGUUUUAGGAAUAGUUAUUAUAUAAUCAUCAUUGAUAAUAUAAAUCAUAAAACUGUAAAAAUAUAAAUUAUGAUUGAUAAUAGUCAAAUUAUAUAUGUACAUAAAUAUAUAAAAAUGCGAAGAAAUGUAUAUGAGUAAAGUUUAAAUAUAAUUUUUUUACUUAUAGUCCGCUCUUUUGUAGUCUAUUAAAUUAGUGGACUUUUCCUUAAGAUCGACGAUAUAUUUUCCAUUUACUGACAAUAUGUAUAUAUGUAUAUUACUAUGAUACAAACGAGGUUACAGUCUUCGGGAUACAAUAAUAAUAAUAAUAAUAAUAAUAAUAAUAAUAAUAAUAAUAAUAAUAAUAAUAAUAAUAAAUCAGUAUGAUACUGAUUGUAAACGAUGUUUACGAUCUUGUAUACAGUACAUGUGGUUACAUCAAAAUGAAAGUACUUUAAAGACUCUCACCGUGUAAAAAGUAAUCGAAAACGAAGGUGCGUGUGACUUGGUCGCGCUGUGUCUCGUUAAAUUGCGUUAAACAUUGGUCAAAAUUAACCGACAUUUAAUUGAUUCUCCCUCUUUCUUAUUUAUUAAAAACUGAUUUAACUAGAAGAAAUGGUAACAACUAUCGACGAAAUCACUUAAAUUAAUUUAGGGAAAUUAAUUUUUUAUUGGAUUUUUGUCUUAAUUAAGCCAAAAAGACGAAGAAUCGAUUAAAUUUCAGUUAACCAAAGGAUUUUAAUGAUUUAACAGGUUUUCAUAAGAUCUCAAAAAACCAUUUUUUUCAUAAUUAUACAUGUUUAAUUAAAUUUAUUAAAAAAAUUAAAGUUAAAGACGUUAUUUCUAUAUAUCCUCGAGUUCUUAUAAAAACAGCAUUAAAUCCUUCAGUUUUAAUUAAUAUUCAAAAACAAUAAUAUAUGAUACACAAUAACGAGUUCGAUGAGACUCUUUCUUGCGCACUGCCAAUAAAACAGUAUUUCAAAAA
Monomorium pharaonis (pharaoh ant) is the source of this 4532-nucleotide messenger RNA. RefSeq lists its product as uncharacterized. The record is from RefSeq and is a predicted model, not a curated record. The coding region runs from base 813 to 1730 and encodes 305 amino acids. The transcript is spliced from 7 exons. NCBI's taxonomy places the organism in Eukaryota, Metazoa, Arthropoda, Insecta, Hymenoptera, Formicidae.